AUGUCUGCUUCUACUGUUGGUAAACCUAUUCAAUGUAUUGCUGCUGUCGCUUACGAUGCGAAGAAGCCAUUGAGUGUGGAAGAAAUUACUGUGGACCCUCCAAAAGCACACGAGGUACGUAUUAAGGUUGAAUAUACAGCCGUGUGCCACACUGAUGCGUACACUUUAUCAGGCUCGGAUCCGGAAGGCCUUUUCCCCUGCAUUUUGGGUCAUGAAGGUGCCGGAAUCGUGGAAUCUGUAGGCGAUGACGUUACCACGGUCAAACCUGGUGACCAUGUUAUUGCUUUAUAUACCGCUGAAUGUGGCAAGUGUAAGUUCUGUACCUCCGGUAAGACCAACCUGUGCAGUGCUGUUAGGGCCACCCAAGGUAGAGGUAUCAUGCCCGAUGAAACCACAAGAUUUCAUAAUGAUAAGGGCGAGGAUAUCUUCCAUUUCAUGGGUUGCUCCACUUUCUCCGAGUACACCGUGGUGGCUGAUGUGUCUGUGGUGGCUAUAGAUCCUAAGGCUCCACUAGAUGCUGCCAGUUUACUGGGUUGUGGUGUGACUACUGGUUACGGGGCUGCUGUCAAGACUGCUAAUGUGCAAAAGAACGAUACCGUCGCUGUGUUUGGUUGUGGCACUGUGGGCCUUUCCGUCAUUCAAGGUGCUAAGGCAAGAGGUGCUUCUAAGAUCAUCGGUGUCGAUAUUAACAACAAAAAAAAACAAUACUGUUUUGAUUUUGGUGCUACCGAUUUCAUCAACCCCAAGGAAGAUUUGGCUAAAGGUCAAACUAUUGUUGAAAAACUAAUUGAAAUGACUGAUGGCGGUUUAGAUUUCACAUUCGAUUGUACUGGUAACACCAAGAUCAUGAGAGACGCUUUGGAAGCUUGUCAUAAAGGCUGGGGCCAAUCUAUUAUCAUUGGUGUUGCCGCUGCUGGCGAAGAGAUCUCCACCAGACCAUUCCAAUUGGUCACCGGUAGAGUGUGGAAGGGCUCUGCGUUUGGUGGCAUCAAAGGUAGAUCUGAAAUGGGUGGUUUAAUCAAAGACUAUCAAAACGGAGCUUUGAAAGUAGAAGAAUUUAUCACCCAUAGAAGACCAUUCAAAGAAAUCAAUCAAGCUUUUGAAGAUUUGCAUCACGGUGAUUGCUUAAGAACUGUUUUAAAGUUCGAUAAAAAAUAA
Messenger RNA from Saccharomyces eubayanus, 1158 nucleotides. RefSeq names its product bifunctional alcohol dehydrogenase/S-(hydroxymethyl)glutathione dehydrogenase (gene SFA1). Gene Ontology annotation, cellular component: cytosol. The coding region runs from base 1 to 1158 and encodes 385 amino acids. The transcript has a single exon. Gene Ontology annotation, molecular function: zinc ion binding; S-(hydroxymethyl)glutathione dehydrogenase [NAD(P)+] activity. NCBI's taxonomy places the organism in Eukaryota, Fungi, Ascomycota, Saccharomycetes, Saccharomycetales, Saccharomycetaceae. The record is from RefSeq and is a predicted model, not a curated record. Gene Ontology annotation, biological process: formaldehyde catabolic process.